This is a messenger RNA of Cavenderia fasciculata, 1965 nucleotides long. RefSeq lists its product as uncharacterized. Lineage: Eukaryota; Evosea; Eumycetozoa; Acytosteliales; Cavenderiaceae. The record is from RefSeq and is a predicted model, not a curated record. The coding region runs from base 1 to 1965 and encodes 654 amino acids. Gene Ontology annotation, molecular function: protein binding. The transcript has 9 exons.
AUGACAACAACAACAACAACUGCAUUCUUUACUCUAUUUAGACACUCAUAUAUUCGAAAGAUCAUAUUUAAUGAUAUUGAAAGACAAUGUAGACUAGAUAAUGAACAGUCAAUAGAUCAUGACUAUAUGUCUGUCAAUCAGUAUAUCAAAGGUAGACGUAUCAUCAAUCUACCUGGAUUAUCAAUGAUCACAAUCUAUGCAAUGUCAUUUGACUUUAUCAAACACUCUUUAAUCUUUCAAAAUAAUGAUCCAUCAAUAACAUCAAAAGAAACAACAACAAAGAAGGACAAUCAGAAAAAGAAACAACACGAUAAACAACCAAUAAUAAUAAUAAGUGAUAAAGAUAAAUCAGAAGCUAUAACUGAAUAUUGUUAUCAUAGAAAUGCAAAUUUAGAGACAUUUAAGAAAUUAUUGGAUUGGAUUAAAGGAGGACACAAAGCAUUCAAACCAUCAAACCCAAAUGAAAUGUUAAUCAAAGUGGCUGAACACAAUCAUUAUGACCUAUUUGUAUGUUUGUACAAUAUGUUUCCAAAUACCGAUGUUGGUUUGGCUUUGGGUAUAGUUGCAAAGUAUGGAAAUUUAGACUUUGUCAAGUUUAUUCAUGAUACCAAUCCAAAAACAUAUAUAGGUGUAUCUGCAAUGGAAUUUGCAAGUCAAAAAGGUCAUUUAGAAAUUGUUAAAUUUCUUCAUAAUAAUCGAAGUGAAGGAUGUACAACUAAUGCUAUGGAUGAGGCAGCCAAGAAUGGUCAUUUUGAUGUUGUCAAAUUUUUAAAUGAAAAUAGAGCAGAAGGAUGUACAGUAGAGGCUAUGACUGGAGCAGCAGGUGGUGGAUAUUUGGAGAUUGUAAAGUAUCUUGACAUGUUCAAGAAGAAGGGUUCCGAAAAUGCGAUGGAUCUAGCCGCAUCGAACGGCCAUUUAAAUGUAGUAGAGUAUUUACAUAAACAUAGAACUGAGGGAUGCACCAAAGAGGCAAUUGAUAGAGCUGCCUACAAUGGUCAUUUAAAUGUUGUAAAAUUUCUAAUUGAAAAUAGAACUGAAGGAUGUACAUCAUUUGCAAUUGAUGCAGCAUCAUCAAGAAAUCAUUUGGAGAUUGUUAAAUAUAUCAUUGAAAAGACUAACCUACCAGGUACUAGUUUUGGGUUUGAUAUUGCAGUCUCGUCUGGCUUUUUGCCACUAAUUAUGUUUCUGCAUCAACAUUCGAAAUCCUUUGAAAAAGGUAUUAAUUGUUCUCAAUAUUCAAUGGAUCAUGCUGCUAGUAGAGGAUUUCUAGAUGUUGUUUCCUUUUUACAUAAUAAUCGAACAGAAGGAUGUUCUCCAGGCGCAAUGACAAUGGCCUCUAAAAAUGGACAUUUAGAUGUUGUUAGAUUUCUACAUGAAAACAGAACAGAGGGAUGUGAGGAAAGAACUUUAGACUUUGCUUCUGAGAAUGGACAUAUGGAGGUAGUCAAGUUUCUACAUUUUAAUAGGACAGAGGUUAAAGGGUUUGAUGCAAUGGCGAUGGCAUCGAAAAAAGGACAUUUGGAAAUUGUUCAAUUCUUACAUGAGCACAGACAAGAGGGUCCACGUGAUCAUCUUGCCAUGAACUAUGCUGCUGAGAAUGGCCAUAUUGAUAUUGUCAAAUUUUUACAUUUGAAUCGCACAGAAGGAUGUACAACGGGCGCGAUGGAUAUGGCAGCGCUGGGUGGCCAUUUAAAUGUAGUAGAGUGGUUACACUUGAAUCGUAGUGAAGGUGCAUCUGAAAAGGCUAUAGAGUAUGCAGCCUAUAAUAAUCACCUCAACAUCAUUGAAUGGUUAUUCAAAAACAGGAGUGAUGGAUGUACAGAAGAAUCUCUCCAAAUUGCCGAACGUAAAGGUCAUAUUGAAAUUGCCCAAUUUCUUAGACAAAAUUUGCGGAGACACGACAACGGUUUCCGUAAACCAAUGAAUUCAAAAGUCAAAAAACUAGUCACUUCAUUCAACUAUUAA